Amaranthus tricolor (Joseph's coat) is the source of this 1714-nucleotide messenger RNA. RefSeq names its product protein EXPRESSION OF TERPENOIDS 1-like. Gene Ontology annotation, molecular function: DNA-binding transcription factor activity; DNA binding. Gene Ontology annotation, cellular component: nucleus. Lineage: Eukaryota; Viridiplantae; Streptophyta; Magnoliopsida; Caryophyllales; Amaranthaceae. The transcript has 2 exons. The record is from RefSeq and is a predicted model, not a curated record. Gene Ontology annotation, biological process: positive regulation of DNA-templated transcription. The coding region runs from base 475 to 1437 and encodes 320 amino acids.
AAGAGUAAAUUUGGCAGAGAGAGAGAGAGAAAGUUAAGGGUUUCUUUUUGUUGGGAAGAUGGCCAUGGCGGCGUUGCAGACCUGUUAAAUUCUGUCAUUACAUAAAUAUUACCACUUUUCUUUUACUUAUUUCAUCUAAUUAAUCUCUCUCUCUUCAUUUCAUUUCUCAUCCUCUCUUUCUUCUUAAUGUUUCCUCAUUAGUACUUCUCUUCUUUUCCUUUUCUUCUCCACAAAUAAUUCUCUUCUUCUUUUUGUAUUUUCCUUUGUAAUUUUCUUACACCCACAACCAAACAAAUCUACUACAAACAAAUAAAAUUUUUUUUAGGGUUGUGUAAAUUAAAAACAAAUUACCAAUUUCAUCCUUAUCCUCCUUUAAUCUAAAAACCCUUGUUUCAUUUCAUUUUCUAUAAAAUACCCAUAAAAAGAAACACCCCAAAAUUCAAUGGGUAUGGAUCAGUUUUCCUUCCCAAAAACAUGGCAGGUUUUUUCUCUUUAGGUAAUAAUUCAAUUCACAACAAAACCUCCAUAAACUCAUACUUAUGGCAUUAUUAUCAUCAUCUUCAACUUCAUCACCAACAUUCAAUCUCAGCCGUUGAUUCACAAGAUGAAAUCACAAGAUCUGAUAAUUCAAAGAAUAAUAAUAAUUUAAUGAUGAUGAGAAUGAGUAGUAGUGGGAGUGGAGGAAGUAUAAGUUGUCAAGAUUGUGGAAACCAAGCAAAGAAAGACUGUAUUUACAUGAGAUGUAGAACAUGUUGUAAAAGUCAAGGAUUUGACUGUGCUACUCAUGUUAAGAGUACGUGGGUCCCAGCUUCUGUUCGCCGGGAACGUCACCAGAAGCUUCUUCAGAGUAAUAAUCCCGUUGAUCAUCACCAACAAGAACAACAACAAAUGUUAGGGAUACAUUCUAAGAGGAGGAGAGAUAAUAAUAAUAAUAUUAAUAACAAUAAUAAUAAUACUAAUACUAAUAAUAAUAAUAAUCCUUCUUCCUCUUUGGUUUGCACUCAAUUGCCUCUCACUACUACUAAUAUUUCUUCCUUUUCAGGAGGUAUGGAAGUAGGGAAUUUUCCGGCGGAAAUGAAUUAUCCGGCGACCUUCCGGUGCGUAAAGGUCAGCUCAAUGGACGACAAUGAAGAGGAGUAUGCAUAUCAGACGGCUGUGAACAUAGGAGGGCAUGUAUUUAAAGGAAUUUUGUAUGAUCAAGGCCCUGAUCAUCCUAACCACCAAGUUGGAACUUCUAGUCCUACUUAUGCUCUUGGAGUUGGAGGAGGAGGAGAAAGCUCUACAAUGGGGCCCACUACAUCCAUGGGUGGGCCCACUCCGGUCAUGCCUACAUCGUCUUCACAAAAUGUUGGGUAUUUAGACCCGUCUUACUACCCUCUUCCACUCAAUGCUUACUUGCCUCCCGGUACGCCAUUCUUCCCAAACCCAAGGCCUUAAAAAUUGCUGAUAAUAGAGUAUAUAACAUAUAUAAAACUAUAACGACGAUCAACUUAAGUUUUUGGUCGAAUAGUUUCUCUGAGAUGGUAUCAAGUGCCAUUAAUUUAUUUGAAAUUAUUAUGGAUUGCAAAAAGAAUUGAAUUGGUAGAGGGAAUUUAUAUUGGGAAGAAGAAUAUAAGCUAGUAUCAUGUUGGGUUAAUUAUUAUAAUUGUUAUUGUUGUUUUAUGUUUUUUGUAACAUGUUCAUCAUUUAGAAAUUUGAAGAGGAUUAUUUUGUA